This is a messenger RNA of Diabrotica balteata, 3135 nucleotides long. Lineage: Eukaryota; Metazoa; Arthropoda; Insecta; Coleoptera; Chrysomelidae. The record is from the annotation of a GenBank genome assembly.
GCUGGAUCUGCAGCUGAAGUUACUAAACUUCAGCAACAUCUAUUACUAUUAAAACAAGAGUUUUCCAAACUACAAAGUAAAUAUAGAGACAUUGAAAUCAAAUACAACAAUGUAGUAGCUUCUGAUACCAACAACACAGAAGACACUUUUGCCUCCAGACUCUUGAAAAUUAUCAGCAAUCUGUAUGAUUCUGAAGCAUACAGUGACAUCAAAAUUAAAAUUAAAGAUAAAGAAAUUAAUGCCCAUAAAAUCAUUUUAUCAGCUAGAAGUAAUAUUUGGAAUGAAAGUGUUUUAAAUUACAAGAAAGAAUUGGAUUGGUCUGAAAUUGAUUCUGAAGUGGCAAAUGCUAUAGUUUUAUGGAUGUAUACUAACAAAUUAAACCUUCUGUCAUCUACAGCAACUUUAAAUUUAAUGAAAAAGGCUCAUGAAUUUCAAUUACAUAGCCUAGUUAGUAUGUGUGAACAGUUCCUAAUUUCUGCAGUAGAUAUCAGGUGCUGUGUUAAAUUUUAUUCAGUAGCUGAAGAAAUAGAAGCACCCAAUUUAAGAGAAUACUGCUCUGAAUUCAUCUCUAUCCAUUGGGAUGAUCUAGAUUCUUCUGACUUUGAGCACAUGUCUGGUCCUCUAAUGUACAAGAUGUUAAAAGAUAAGACAAUUUUACCUCUUCAUUCUGCUGUCCGUCUUCAAAGGGAGGAUGUGGUUUUCUUGUGUUUAGUAGAUAAUUCUUCAAAUAUCAGUAAAAUAGUUAAUAGUCGAGAUCUGAACGACGAGCUGCCUUUAGAAUUAGCAUUGAGGUCUCGAAACGAGAGUAUAGCAACUACCUUAGUACAACACAAUGCUGACGUCAAUAUACUCGACGGCAAUGGAGAAACUUUGCUACACAAGGCGAUCAAAAAGGAGGAUUUCUUCUCGGCGCAAUUUCUGUUAGAACAGGCUAAUUGUGAUGCUACUUUGUUAACCAGAAAUGGCAAUGAUUCAGCUCUGCACCUUAUCGCUGGGACUGCUGACGUCGAAAACUCCGUAAACAUAGCCCAAAGACUUAUAAAUAAAAAUAUCAAUAUAAAUUCCCAAAAUUCACAUGGCUUUACUUCCCUUCACAUUGCAAUCCAAGCAGACAACAAACCAAUAUUUCAUAUUUUGCUUCAGCAAGGUAAGAUCAACGUCAACAUAGAAACUAAUAAAGGUGACACUCCACUCUAUUACGCCUUACUGAAGUACGAAUCAGGCGAUGACGAAGAUGAUUCAUACGCCAAGCAGUUACUAAAACAUGGUGCUCAGACCAAUCCAAUAUAUUCUGGUAGUAAUGCGAGUUUGCUGCAAAUACUUAUAUUAGAAAAAGCACAAAAGGCUGCUGUAUUUUUGGCCGAAAAAGUUAGCGAGCAUAUAAAUCAUGUCAAUUCAAAAGGUGAAACUGCUUUACAUUUAGCUUGUUCCGCAAAUUUCGAUGGUUUAGUAUGCAGUUUAACUAAACUUGGUGCGAAUCCUAAUUUAUUGACAAACGAAGAAAGACAAUCUCCUCUCCACUAUGCCGUCAAAAACAAUGCAGAAAGAAGUAUAGUUGCAUUAAACGAUUAUAAUAUCGAGUUAGAAAAAUCAAAAAAUCCACCAGACGCUCAAAUAAUUUGUAAUUUCAAUCAGAGAGAUAUUGAAGGCGAAACACCAAUCAGCUUGGCCUUAAAUGAAGGUUUUUCCCAUCUAAUACCAACGUUGAUUAAGGGUAAAGCUGACAUUAAUAUAAGAAACGGGAAAGAUUUUACGCUUUUACAUCAAGCAAUAAUUAAACAAAAUUCCUCGAUGGCCUUAUUUUUAUUAAACCAUGGAGCAGACAUCAAUGCCGUUACAACGGACUACGAAACACCUCUUCAAUUAGCGAUACAUUGCCGGCUAAGAGAAGUAGUUGAUGCGUUAUGUACAAGAGGCGUCGAUAUGUCAUCACCCGAUAGACUCGGAAGUUGCGCUUUGUGGACUGCUCUGGACUCUGGACAAGAAGAUAUUGCAAGCAUCCUUGUUAAACACGGAGCUGAUACAGAUUGUUGGGGAUCUGGACCAGAGGGAUGUCGGCAAACUCUUCUGCAUAGGGCAAUAGAUGAAAAUAAGGAGUCGGAAGCUAUCUUCCUCAUUCAUGCUGGUUGCGAUUUGAAUACACCUAGGAUACAAGGACCUAAUGGGGAAGGAGGGGAUGAAGCGAAAGAUAAGCGAUCUCCUUUGCAUUUGUGUUGCCAGUGGGGUUUAGAACCAGUAGUUAGGACUUUGGUAGAACACAGAGCUAACGUUAACAUCCGCGAUGCAGAAAAUAAGACACCUCUUCAUAUAGCUAUCGAAAAUCAACAAGAAGAAAUAAUAGCUCUAUUGUUGAGUGUUCCCGAAAUUGAUUUAAGUUUGAGAGAUAAAGCAGGUCUUAGUCCUUUCGCUACCGCUCUGACGUUUAGAAAUAACAAGGCUGCUCAGGCUAUUUUAGAUAAAUUUCCUAGUGCCGCGGAACAGUUCGACUCGAAGGGUCAAAACUUCCUUCAUAUAGCCUUAAAAAAGGGAGACAUUGAAAGUGCCCUAUUUUUACUAACAGUACAAGUAGACGUAAAUUCUAGAGUACAAGAUCCAAUGCUAACGCCACCGAUUCAUUUAGCUGCUAAACAUGGGAACGAAACAUUAGUUAGGAGUUUAAUUCUAGCUGGUGCUAGAGUAGACGAUAGGGAUGCUCAAAGACGUACCGCAUUACAUGCAGCCGCAGAGGCAGGUAAUCAUUCCGCUGUUUUGGCACUAAUACAAAAUAAUGCUGAUUGUGAUGCUACAGAUGUAGAAAACGACAAUGCAUUUCACAUAGCUAUGAGAGAAGGACAUCUAAAUGUUGUUAAAGUACUAUUGACAGAAUCUUAUAUAGAUGUCGAGGCAGUAAAUUUGAAGGGUAGGAAUCCUCUUCAUGAAUUGAGUAAAUAUGGAAAAGAUAAUGCAGCCACCAUUUGCGCACUUUUGUUAGAAUGUAUUCCUACGUAUCCAAUAAAUAAUCCAGACAUUUUGGGUAAUUCACCUCUCCUUCUGGCAUAUAUAAAUGGAAACGGAAGUCUUUGCAGAGUUUUAGUGAAGGCGAAUGCUUGUUUGUCUUCCGAAAAUUCAGAAAGGAUCACUAUAUUUAAUUACCAG